Molecule: messenger RNA, 884 nt
Organism: Ceratotherium simum simum (southern white rhinoceros)
Lineage: Eukaryota; Metazoa; Chordata; Mammalia; Perissodactyla; Rhinocerotidae
Source: RefSeq, a predicted model, not a curated record
UCCUUUUUUUCUUCUCUAGGUUCCUGUUGCAUGUAAAUCCUGUCCCUGUGGUUAUGUAUUUAUUAAUAGGAAACUUCUAAAAAUAAAACACUCAGAGAAAUCAUCACCUUUUACAGGUUCCUGUUGCAUGUAAAUCAUGUCCCUGUGGUUACAUAUUUAUUAGCAGAAAACUUUUAAAUGCAAAACACCCAGAGAAAUCACCACCUUCUACAGGCAUUUGGGAAAUUCUCUUUCUUGCUUUUGAGUUCAGAAAACAAGCAUGAGGCCAAGAGGAGGCGAACAGAGAGAGUUAGGCGAGAGAAGAUAAAUUCUACAGUAAAUAAGGAUUUAGAAAACAGAAAGAGAUCUCGAAGUAACAGCCAUUCAGAUCAUAUCAGACGAGGAAGAGGAAGACCUAAAAGUGCAUCUGCCAAAAAACAUGAGGAAGAAAGAGAGAAACAGGAAAAGGAAAUUGACAUCUAUGCUAACCUCUCUGAUGAAAAGGCUUUCGUGUUUUCAGUCGCCUUGGCAGAAAUAAAUAGAAAAAUUAUCAAUCAAAGACUUAUUCUCUGAUAUUUGUCUGCAAAAUGUGUUGAAACUUUCUUCAGGAUUACAUCAGCAAAUUCUCAAACAGUUAUGGACUCUCAGGAGCAUUCUGACUGCAUCAGUAAGGGCCAUUCAUUGUUUUUUUCCCCCUAUCGUUUAGCCUGUGCCACACUUUGGGAGCAAAGCUGUAGGCUUGGACUAUUCUGGGAUUUCCUUGUCUACCAAGAAGUAUUGUCAGUGUUUUGUGUUUGGGAUAUAAGUAAGUGUAUUUACAAUACCCCCCCUGCCCCCCCCCAAAAAAAGCUGGAUGGCUAUUAAAGGAUAAAGGAGUAGGGGUGGGAGUGGAAGUGUGAAAACUA